This is a messenger RNA of Culex quinquefasciatus (southern house mosquito), 819 nucleotides long. Its product is annotated as flexible cuticle protein 12. The record is from RefSeq and is a predicted model, not a curated record. The transcript has 2 exons. Gene Ontology annotation, molecular function: structural constituent of chitin-based larval cuticle. Gene Ontology annotation, cellular component: chitin-based extracellular matrix. The coding region runs from base 80 to 397 and encodes 105 amino acids. Lineage: Eukaryota; Metazoa; Arthropoda; Insecta; Diptera; Culicidae.
UUAUCUCGUCAGUGUGUUUUUUGCAUCCAAACUAAAUUCAGUUAUCAGCUCUCUCAAACCAACCCAAACAAAACUCAAAAUGAAGACCAUCAUUGCUUUCGCCACCAUCGUUGCCCUGGCUCUGGCCCUGCCCCUGGAUGACUCCAAGAAUGCCCAGAUCCUGAAGUACGAGAACGACAACAUCGGCGUUGAUGGAUACAAGUUCGCCUUCGAGACCAGCGAUGGACAGUCCCGCCAGGAACAGGCUGAGCUGAAGAAGCUGGCCGAUGAUGUUGAGGCUCUGGUUGUCCGUGGAUCGUACACCUUCACCGGCGCUGACGGACAGGUCUACACCGUGAACUACGUCGCCGACGAGAACGGAUUCCAGCCCGAGGGUGCCCAUCUGCCAGUGGCCUAAGUUGCACCACAGCAGCACAAUACCAAUUGUAGUACAACAAAUUACAAACUACAACAUCAGCACCAACAUCAGCAGCCCCACUGAAGAAGCGUCGCACACCAACAGCACACGACGACAAUUGAAGCAAACAACUAAAAUUUACAACAACAACUGAGAAUACUCCGACAAAUCUAAGUCCAUGCUUGUAAAGUGUACAGUUUUUAUAAAAUUUCUUGUAAAUGAUCUUUUUUUGCGUUCCUGGUUUUUUUUCGGAAUAAACUUGAGUUACCUAAAGGCCGUUCGUAACGUGCCGCUCUAUUGCUACAGCAACAACUACAACAACAACAUGAUGAACUUUGUACGAAUACCAACUGCCAUAUCUUUUUUUUAUAAUUUUUUUUUUGACGAAAUAAAGCUAGUAUUUAAGUGAAAUGUGAACACGA